CCACCAUUAAUGCAUACCAUCCCAUCUCCCACUUCUCCCCCAAACUGCUCCCUUCUUGCGGACAAUAGGCCUGUCACGAAGCUCCAAGACGAGUAGACGACCGACCCAUCAGACCUCUGAACCUAUUUGCUGCCGAAUUUCCACCUGGUGUGGAAUCAAUUAUCAAUGAAAGAACUGGCGAAGGAGGAGGUUAAGGUGGCUUCUUGCUUCCCUGGCUUGUUUUCCAUGGGGAGUUGUCUCAGUUCUCGAAUUAAAGGCGGCGAAAGCCUCAGUCAAACUGGUGAAGAAGAUCCAAAGCACGGAAGCAGUCUGAGUGGUGGUUCUAAUUAUAGCAGCACUAAAGCCUCUUCUUUGUUCUCGUCAGCACCUCUGGCAACACCUCUGGCAACACCUCUGGCAACGAAAAGUGAGAAUGAAAUCCUGCAACAAUCCCCUAAUUUGAAGAACUUUGCUUUCUCUGACCUGAAAUCGGCCACAAGAAACUUCCGAAUGGAUAGUGUGUUAGGGGAAGGUGGGUUUGGGUCCGUGUUUAAAGGUUGGAUUGAUGAACACUCUUUAGAGGCUGCAAAGCCGGGUACUGGCAUGGUGAUUGCCGUUAAAAGGCUCAACCAAGAUGGUUUUCAAGGUCACCGAGAGUGGUUGGCAGAGGUGAAUUACUUGGGGCAGUUUUAUCAUCCAAAUCUUGUGAAACUGGUUGGGUUUUGCUUGGAAGAUGAACAAAGGCUUCUUGUCUAUGAAUUCAUGCCCAGAGGGAGCUUAGAGAAUCAUUUAUUCAGAAGAGGUUCCUACUUCCAACCGCUUUCCUGGAACCUUCGACUAAAGGUGGCUCUUGGUGCUGCGGAAGGGCUAGCUUUUCUUCACAGUGCCAAGACAAAAGUGAUAUAUAGGGAUUUCAAGACUUCCAACAUCUUGCUUGAUUCGGCAUACAAUGCGAAGCUUUCUGAUUUCGGGUUAGCGAAAGACGGGCCUAAUGGGGACAAGAGUCAUGUCUCCACAAGAGUGAUGGGGACAUAUGGAUAUGCUGCUCCAGAAUAUCUUGCCACUGGUCAUUUGAGUGCAAAGAGCGACGUGUACAGUUUUGGGGUGGUACUUCUGGAAAUGUUGUCAGGGCGAAGGUCAAUGGACAAUAAUAGGCCUUCGUCUGAACAGAAAUUGGUGGAUUGGGCUAAGCCUUGGCUUGCCAACAAGCGGAAAAUUCACCGAGUCCUAGACAACCGUCUUGAAGGACAGUACACGAUGGAUGUGGUCAUGAAUGCAGCCAGCCUAGCACUGAGAUGCCUUUCGGUGGAGCCCAAGUUCAGACCAACCAUGAUCGAGGUAGUAAAGGAAUUAGAGGAACUUAAGGAUCUGAACAAUGCCUCUAAUCUAAACCCUAAUUCUGAUCGACCAGUUUCUGGGAGGAGGUUAAGCUCAAGCUACGCUGCUAGGAGAAACCCCGCCGCAGAAGACUUUUUGAGGCCAUCUGCCUCCUAUAGUAAAUAAUAAUAACAAAUAGAAUAGGGAUAUUAUGAUGAAGAUCAUGAUCAAGAUGUAUUCUUACAUACAAGCUAGCAAAGCUACUAACUUGAAGACGAAAUUCUUCACUGUCAAAUUCAUUCGUCUUUCUAUAUGGUGCAGGAAACAUUGUUAUUAUUAUUAUAAAUGCAGGCAGCAGUUUAUAAGUUUGUUUUUUUUGUAA
This is a messenger RNA of Impatiens glandulifera, 1678 nucleotides long. RefSeq names its product probable serine/threonine-protein kinase PBL10. Gene Ontology annotation, molecular function: protein kinase activity; ATP binding. Gene Ontology annotation, biological process: protein phosphorylation. The transcript has 7 exons. Bases 166 to 1482 code for a protein of 438 amino acids. The record is from RefSeq and is a predicted model, not a curated record. NCBI's taxonomy places the organism in Eukaryota, Viridiplantae, Streptophyta, Magnoliopsida, Ericales, Balsaminaceae.